AUUAACUGCCGCAGCUUCCCCCGUCAGCAGUCGAUCUCAACUGGAGUUGGUUUCAACCGGCACAUCUUUUCCAUUUCACUUCAACCCAACCGCUACUGAACCCUGACAGCAUGGCUGACGCUUUAAAGGCAGAGGGCAACAAGGCCUUCUCUGCAAAGGACUAUCCUACCGCUAUUGACAAAUUCACCCAGGCUAUCGCAAUCGAGCCCGAGAACCACAUCCUUUACUCCAACCGUUCUGCAGUGUACUCUGCCCAAUCCGAAUACGAGAAAGCUCUCGAAGAUGCCAACAAGGCUACCGAAAUCAAGCCAGAUUGGUCCAAAGGCUGGCAGCGUAAGGGAGCUGCCUAUCGCGGCCUUGGAGACCUUCUGGCUGCUCACGAUGCGUACGAAGAGGCCCUCAAAAUCGAGCCCGGAAACGACCAGGCUAAGUCCGGUAUGAAUGCCGUCAAGAGGGCUAUUGAUGCUGAAGCUCAGGCCGACGGUGUCACUGGUGAUCCUCUGGGCGGACUUGGUGGUAUCUUCAACGACCCUCAGCUUUUCCAGAAGCUGGCCAGCAACCCAAAGACCUCUCCUCUCUUGGCAGAUGGCGAAUUCAUGGCUAAGCUGCAGCGCAUUAAGCAGAAUCCGAAUAGUGUCGGUGAAGAGAUCAAGGAUCCCCGCUUUUUGCAGGUCAUGAGUGUUCUGUUGGGCAUUGACAUGAGCUUCGGUGCUCCUCCGGAAGGCGCUGCCUCUAGUGCCGCGGAACCCCAAGAAGACGUGCCAAUGCCUGACGUCCGUCCCACUGCCUCUGGGGCAAAAAAGGAACCCGAACCUCAGCCUGAGCCCGAGCCUGAGGAUGAGGAGGCAAUCGCAAAGAAGAAGGCUCAAGAGGCGGGAGAUGCCGAAAAGAAGAUUGGUAACGACUUCUACAAAAAGAAGCAGUUCGAUGAGGCCGUUCAGCACUACGAGAAGGCCUGGGAGCUGAACAAGGAUAUCACAUAUCUCAACAACAUUGGCGCCGCUAAGUUCGAGAAGGGUGAUCUUCAGGGUGCUAUUGAGAUUUGCCAAAAGGCCAUUGAAGAAGGCCGUGAAGUUAGAGCUGACUUCAAAACCAUGGCCAAGUCUUACACAAGAAUCGGCACAGCAUAUGAGAAACUUGGCGAUCUCACUCAGGCAAUCGAAUACUAUAACAAGUCGCUCACCGAACACCGAACCCCUGACGCCCUUACAAAACUCCGCAACGCAGAAAAGGCCAAGGCUAAAGCUGAGAAGGAAGCCUAUAUCGACCCAGCUGAGGCUGAGAAGGCUCGCGAGCUCGGCCAAAAGAAGUUCCAGGAGGCUGACUGGCCCGGCGCUGUCGACGCCUUCACUGAGAUGACGAAGCGUGCUCCCCAGGAUCCCCGAGGUUUCUCCAACCGCGCCGCAGCUCUCAUCAAGCUAAUGGCCUUCCCUCAGGCUGUUCAGGACUGCGACGAGGCAAUCAGUCGUGAUGCCAAGUUCAUCCGUGCUUAUAUGCGCAAAGCACAGGCUCUGAUGGCUAUGAAGGAAUACAACAAGGCUUUGGAUGCUUGUACUGAAGCGCAGGAAAAUGAUGAUGGAACCCAUGCCCGCGAGAUCGAUCAGCAACAGCAGAAGUGUUUGGAGGCUCAAUUCAGCUCUCGUGCUGGCGAGACCGAACAACAGACCAUGGAGAGAAUCCAGAACGACCCAGACAUCAUGGCUAUCCUUCAGGAUCCAGUCAUGCAGAGCAUUCUGCAGCAGGCCAAGAGCGACCCUGCUGCUCUGCAGGAACACAUGAAGAAUGCACAGGUCCGCCUUAAGAUUCAAAAACUGAUGGCUGCUGGUGUCAUCCGCAUGGGACGGUAAACGGAAACUCCGUGGCUGUAAGGGGAUAAGUACGAUGGGAUGAAUUGAGACGACAGUAAUCUGUUUUCGACUAAAAGGAAGGCCAGCUUAUGAAUUGAUGCAUUUUCAGCUAUAUUUCAUUAUCAUAAUGAUAUAUUGUCCUAUCUUGAUUAUGUUCCACUGGAAUGCCUUCU
Messenger RNA from Aspergillus caelatus, 2020 nucleotides. RefSeq names its product Hsp90 cochaperone STI1 (gene sti1). Gene Ontology annotation, molecular function: Hsp90 protein binding. NCBI's taxonomy places the organism in Eukaryota, Fungi, Ascomycota, Eurotiomycetes, Eurotiales, Aspergillaceae. Bases 111 to 1847 code for a protein of 578 amino acids. The record is from RefSeq and is a predicted model, not a curated record. The transcript is spliced from 4 exons.